Penicillium crustosum is the source of this 1785-nucleotide messenger RNA. RefSeq names its product flavin-containing monooxygenase. NCBI's taxonomy places the organism in Eukaryota, Fungi, Ascomycota, Eurotiomycetes, Eurotiales, Aspergillaceae. The coding region runs from base 1 to 1785 and encodes 594 amino acids. The record is from RefSeq and is a predicted model, not a curated record. The transcript has 8 exons.
AUGGCCCCAGCUCUCACCGAACCAAACCUCAAUGGCUCCUCAACCAAGGACCUUCCGAAUUUCGAAAUCCUGCCGGAUUUAUACGGCUGGCCAAGGGAGAACGCAAAUGGAUACAGAAUCAAAGAGCAACUUUGCGGCGCAGAGCGCCCGCUACGGGUCAUCUCCCUUGGCGCUGGCGUGUCUGGUCUCAAUCUAGCCAAAAUCCUUCCGGAGAAAGUGAAAAAUGUCAGUCUUGCCAUUUACGAGAAGAACCCGGAGGUCGGAGGAACGUGGUUUGAGAACAGAUAUCCUGGUGUAGCUUGUGACAUUCCGUCCCACAAUUAUCAGUUUACAUGGGCGAAGAAUCCUCACUGGAAACGCUUUUACUCCUACGGAGAUGAAAUUCUGCAGUAUUUUAAAGACGUUGCGGAUCGAUUUGACCUUCGGAAAUAUUUCGUCUUCAACCACCAAGUCACCCGAGCUGAAUGGAAUGACGACAUGGGCUUAUGGGAAGUGGAAGUUCUCAACUUGACCAAUGGAGCAACUUUUAUUGAUCGCGGCGAGAUAUUUAUCAAUAAUGGGGGCCUUCUGAACAACUGGAGAUGGCCCGAAAUCGAAGGCCUCGAAGACUUUGAAGGCAUUAAAUGCCAUACUGCCAGUUGGGAUGACUCGAUUGACUACAAAGGCAAACGCGUGGCAGUAGUUGGAACCGGCAGUAGCGGUGUCCAGGUGAUCCCCUGCAUCGCUCCAGAUGUCGCCCAGCUGUAUACUUGGAUUAGAUCCCCAACCUGGAUUACGGCAGGAUUUGCGCAAAAGUAUGCUGGUCCCGGGGGUACUAACUUUGAAUACUCAGAAGAGCAGAAAAGUCACUGGGAAGAGAACCCGCUUGAGUAUCAGGACUACUGCAAAGGAAUUGAGAAUGAACUCAACCAGCGUUACAAAUUUAUUCUGAACGGCACACCGGCAGCUGAAGAAGCGAAGAAAUUCUCGGUUCAGCAAAUGAAGGACAAGCUCGGAAAGAACGUCGAUGUUGCCGCGAAAGUUAUACCCACUGAAUUCGGAGUGGGAUGUCGUCGACCAACUCCAGGAAACGGAUUUUUGGAGUCUCUGAGUCUGCCUAAUGUCCGUACAUUCACCAACGUCCCGCAAAGGAUUACACGCAAUGGAUUUAUUGAUGAUGAAGGCAACGAUCACGAGAUAGACAUACUGAUCUGCGCUACUGGUUUUGAUACCUCGUGGGUGCCUCGCUUCCCUGUCAUCGCGCAGGGCAAGAAUGUCCAAAGCAUGCAUCGCGAGAAAUUACUCUCGUAUCUGUCCGUGGCAGUUCCAGACAUCCCCAACUACUUCACCAUCUGUGGCCCUUAUGGGCCCUUUGGUCACGGCUCCUAUAUUGCCAUGUCUGAGCUCCUGGUUCGAAACAUCACUGUGGUUGCUAGCAAGAUGCAAAAGCAAAACAUUAAAUCUCUGACGCCCCGACGUGACGUCUGCGAGAAGUUUGCCGAACAUGCUGACCUUUAUGUUCAACGCACUGCCUGGUCCGGGCCUUGCUCAAGCUGGUUCAAGAAUGGUCAAAAAGAUGGCCGUCUGACCAUGUGGCCUGGGUCUCGCCUGGUCUACUUUGAGGUUAUGAACGAGCCGAGAUUUGAAGACUAUGAGAUUGAGUAUUGGAGUGGUAAUCCAUUUGGCUUUUUAGGCAAUGGGUUUGCGACAAUUGAGUUCAAUGGGGGGGAUUUGUCUCAUUAUCUGGGAACGAGGGAAAAUCCUGGAAGUCUUCUUCCUCAGCUGAAGAAGAGUGAGCAAACCUGA